UUCAUCAGCCACUUCCGCUUCUCCACAUGCACUAACAGUAGGGAGAACUUAACAGUUUGCUAACUGUGUGAAACUAGUACUCGCAUUGAGUUUGAGAUUGCUUUGGUUUGUAGCGUCUUGCUACACAUAUAAUCCCGGGUAACAUGCUUCUGUUUUGUCCAACCUGCGGAAACGUUUUAAUUGUCGAGGAAGGACAGAAGUGCAUGAGAUUCGCAUGCAAUACCUGUCCGUAUGUACACAACAUCACGAGAAAGGUUCAUUACAGAAAGUAUCCCAAGCUGAAGGAGGUGGAUGAUGUUCUUGGUGGAGCUGCAGCUUGGGAAAACGUGGACUCUACUCCCGAAACCUGUCCAAAGUGUGGACAUCUCCGGGCGUAUUUCAUGCAGAUUCAGACCAGAUCAGCUGAUGAACCAAUGACCACUUUCUACAAAUGCUGCAAAGCCCAGUGUGGACACAGAUGGAGAGACUGAAACCGUUGCACUUUGAAAAUCUUAAUGUAUUUAAUGCUUAAGUGGCAAAGAUACUUUUCGUAUACCUUGUCCCUUUUUUGAGCCUAUAUUUAAUGCCAACAGGCUUCAUGGAAACUCUUCUUCUUCUGAUGUGCAGUUUCUGUGCACCGGCCCAGCUGAAGAAACUUUUUCUUUUUGUGUUUUCAGAUCAUACUUGCACAGUUCAUUUUCACAAAAAAAAUAUUAAAUUGAGUUUCAAGGAAAAGUCAUGUUCUGAUUUUUAUUGAUAAAAUAAUACCUGUGUACAAUGGUCAAACAAAUGUUGACUCGCAUAGUUAUACAUAUCAAACAUUUAGAGAGCAAUGCAGACCAGCAUUAUCCACAACGGUCCGUGCACGGAGUAUAAUUCAUUUUCCAUUGUUCAUUGUUGUUGUAUAAUGAACAAUGUCAGUUUAGGGGUAUUUCAUAACCUCAUUGGUCUACUUAUGCAAAUGUUUCUGCUACGUGUUUGUUGUUUGAUAGCCGAUGCUGCCUCAACGUGGUUAAUGCUCGGCCUGUGUUACUGUCGCAUUGAAAGAACACGUGCAAUGCAAUUCAGCACCAAAACUUCAGCUUCUUCCAACUUUAAUAAUGAAAAUUGAGUAAAGGAAGUCGAGUCAGAAACAGAGACAUAUCGCCUUCAAAGUAAAGGUUGUGCGUUUUCAAACUUGCUCCAGCGAUCAAUUCAUGGAAAGCAAAAUUAAAGAAACAAAAAAAAAUAAAAUAUUCUACACAAUAUAUAACGGUUAGUCAUAUUUCUGCCACUUUCCCACAAUUGAAUGUGAAUAAACUGCCACUGGUCGCAAACACUGAAUCAUUUGAUUGUAAUGAUUCAUUAUGUCAUCGAUCUUAAUGAAUGUUUCAGGCUGUGGUGUUGAGACUUCGUGAGUCCGACUCUAAAAAGAGUUGAUUUAACUUGAAUUUCGACAUUAAUACUGGCUCUGUUAUGACAGUAACGCCACUAAGCUAUCCCAUGUAAAAUCCUUCACGUUUAUUUACUGUUUGCACUUUUAACUAUUCUACAUAAAAUAAAUGAAUAAAUAAAAACCCUUCUGCAGGAUUAUCCUCUGGGCUGUGUAUAAAGUGCUUCAUUAUAUUCCACCACAUCAAACUCACUUUCAAACAGCUCACUCAGCACUGCCAGCCUGCACUUAAAUAACGUGUUCACUGUGACCGUCUCUAACAGGGUGCAUGUGUAUCUGCUCACAACACGGGCCUGUAUUACAAUACUUAAUAGUAAUAACAUAUAAAACAUACCGUCACUCUUCAAAUUGCUUUACUUUUAACAGAUUAGAGGUUUUCUGCGCGUCUGCUGCACGGUAACAGA
Molecule: messenger RNA, 1815 nt
Organism: Anarrhichthys ocellatus (wolf-eel)
Lineage: Eukaryota; Metazoa; Chordata; Actinopteri; Perciformes; Anarhichadidae
Gene: polr3k
Product: polymerase (RNA) III (DNA directed) polypeptide K
Exons: 3
Coding region: 144-470 (108 amino acids)
Biological process (GO): DNA-templated transcription; termination of RNA polymerase III transcription
Cellular component (GO): RNA polymerase III complex
Molecular function (GO): nucleic acid binding; zinc ion binding
Source: RefSeq, a predicted model, not a curated record